UUAACUCACUGUUUCUUUGCUGUCAUCUAUAGAGAGACCAUAAACCCCUCCUUCCGUCUAAGAAGAAUCACUUCACACCUUCCUCCCCUAUAUAUACAAUCUAUACAUACGAUCCGAUACGUACCUGCACAAACACUCCAAGGACCAGAAACCUUUUUUUUCAUCAAGAAUGGCAGGGGUCGGUGGAAAGGCGGUUGAUUUCGAAGACUUGUUGCCUGUAAUGGCUGAUAAACUGGGCGCAGAAGGGUUGAUUAGGGAGCUGUGUAAUGGGUUUCAGUUGUUGGUGGAUAAAGAGAAGGGAGUGAUUACUGUGGAGAGCUUGAAGAGGAACUCUGCUUUUCUGGGUUUGGAGGAUUUGAAAGAUGAUGAGCUUGCGAGUAUGGUGAGAGAGGGCGAUCUUGACGGCGAUGGGGCCUUGAAUCAGAUGGAGUUCUGUGUGUUGAUGUUCAGAUUGAGUCCUCAGUUGAUGGAGGAUUCUUGGCUCUGCCUUGAAGAGGCUCUUGAAGAGGAGCUCAAGGAUGUUGCUUGAUUUCUGAGAGGCAGAAGAACGACACCGUUUAAUUCUUGUAAAGUAAUAAUAGUUCAUUGUUUUGGGGAAAAUGCAAAGAUGGUCUUGGUAUUUGACUUUCGUUCAUCUUUUCUUUUUUUGCCCUAUUGAUUGUCAUUGAAAUUCGGAUGCACAGAAUUAAACAGAUACAUUGAGUCUUCAUUGGCAGUUGAAUUAACAAUGAAUUAGUACAAUGUAACUUCAUCAACUAUUUUCAGAUAUUUAUUUGGGUCCUCAAA
Molecule: messenger RNA, 786 nt
Organism: Tripterygium wilfordii
Lineage: Eukaryota; Viridiplantae; Streptophyta; Magnoliopsida; Celastrales; Celastraceae
Product: calcium-binding protein KRP1-like
Exons: 1
Coding region: 170-529 (119 amino acids)
Molecular function (GO): calcium ion binding
Source: RefSeq, a predicted model, not a curated record